Molecule: messenger RNA, 4216 nt
Organism: Xiphias gladius (swordfish)
Lineage: Eukaryota; Metazoa; Chordata; Actinopteri; Istiophoriformes; Xiphiidae
Product: serine/threonine-protein kinase TAO2-like
Exons: 20
Coding region: 538-4008 (1156 amino acids)
Biological process (GO): protein phosphorylation
Molecular function (GO): protein kinase activity; ATP binding
Source: RefSeq, a predicted model, not a curated record
ACGGAACAACCAGUUUCCGGUCAACACUUGAGUCCCGCCCCACCAGUCUGUGCCAUCUUGUAUUUAGCUAGAACAAAAACGGUUUGAGAAACAAGUCCAGCCUCAGGAUGGGGCGCAGAGUUUGAGACCAAUUUUAUGACUAUAUUUUAAAAAUAUUUGGUGUGAAUGGACAAUAUGCUUGGAAUCGGGGCACCGCGGAGAAAAGCCAGCCACACCCCGCAGGACAGCUAAUGUUAACGGUAGCUUCAAGCUGAUAAAGCUAAGCUAGCCAAUUAGCUAAGGGCUAGUAACCCAGUAACGUUAGAGAGACAACCGGGGAGCUUAAAGUUUUUAUUUCAGACAGCGUGAUUUUGAAACCGUUAAUUAAUUUCACUGUUGCUCUGAAAUCGGGAGGGACCUCAGUGGGAAUGGACCGAACGUCGGUUUGAUUAUCUGCUGAGAAGAAACCCGGGCUAUGAGGAUAGAGGCUCGUUAGCUCUGCUGCUAACAGUUGUUUUUCGGUCCAGAGCGGAACCACAAUAAGCCGCGGCCCUGGCCAUGCCCUCGAGUGCACGGGCGGGCAAUCUGAAAGACCCGGAGGUGGCAGAUCUCUUCUGCAAAGAUGACCCGGAGAAGCUGUUUGCUGACCUCCGCGAGAUCGGCCACGGCAGCUUCGGAGCAGUGUAUUUUGCCCGAGAUGUGCGCAACAAUGAGGUGGUGGCCAUCAAGAAAAUGUCGUACAGCGGCAAGCAGACAAACGAGAAAUGGCAGGACAUCAUUAAAGAGGUGAAGUUUCUGCAGAAACUUCGCCACCCUAACACUAUUGAGUACCGGGGAUGUUACCUGAAAGAACACACAGCAUGGCUGGUGAUGGAGUACUGCCUCGGCUCGGCCUCAGACCUCCUUGAAGUUCACAAAAAGCCGCUCCAGGAGGUUGAAAUAGCUGCUAUUACCCACGGUGCACUGCAGGGAUUGGCAUAUCUUCAUUCUCACAAUAUGAUUCACAGGGACGUGAAAGCGGGCAACAUCCUGCUAACGGAGCCUGGUCAGGUCAAACUCGGGGACUUUGGUUCUGCCUCAAUCGUGGCUCCGGCCAACUCCUUCGUGGGGACUCCCUACUGGAUGGCUCCAGAGGUGAUCUUGGCCAUGGAUGAGGGCCAGUACGAUGGCAAGGUGGACGUCUGGUCGCUGGGCAUCACCUGCAUAGAGCUGGCUGAGAGGAAGCCCCCACUGUUCAAUAUGAAUGCUAUGAGUGCCUUAUAUCACAUCGCUCAGAAUGAAAGCCCCAUCCUCCAGUCCAACCACUGGUCUGAUUCCUUCCGCAACUUUGUUGACUCUUGCCUACAGAAGAUUCCCCAGGACCGGCCUACCUCGGACGUGCUGCUGAAUCAUCGGUUCUUGUGCCGUGAGCGUCCGCUGACGGUGAUCAUGGACCUGAUUGCACGAACCAAGGAUGCAGUGCGGGAGCUGGACAACCUGCAGUACCGCAAGAUGAAGAAGAUCCUCUUCCAGGAGACUCAGCAGAACGGCCCUGUGUCCGAAGGAGGAGAGGAUGAGGAGGUGAGGAACUGGAGCAGGAAUAAGUCUGAGGUGGAGCAGUACCUGCUGCAGACAGGUACAGUCAACAGCAUGGAGAGCUCCCAGUCAGUUCCCAGUAUGUCCAUCUCAGCCAGUUCUCAGAGCAGCUCAGUUAACAGCCUGGCGGACGCCUCUGAUGACAGCAGCAGUGAGAUGGCCAUGAUGCAGGAGGGCGAGCACACCGUCACCUCCAACAGCUCCAUCAUCCACCGGCCCACGGGUCAGGAUAACAUCUAUGACGACCCUUACCAGCCUGAGAUGGACCAACCCCAGGUUCCCUCAGCUGGACGCCGUCGAGCCUACUAUCGCAACCGUGACCACUUUGCCACAAUCCGAACUGCUUCCUUGGUGACCCGUCAGAUCCAGGAACACGAGCAGGGCUCAGCGCUGCGAGAGCAGAUGUCCGGAUACAAGCGAAUGAGGCGGCAGCACCAGAAGCAGCUGAUGGGGCUGGAGAACAAGCUGAAGGCGGAGAUGGAUGAGCACCAGCUGAAGCUGGACAAAGAACUGGAGAACCAGAGGAACAGCUUCUCCACCGAGGCCGACAAGCUGUCCAAGAAGCACCAGGCCAUCCUGGAGAAAGAGACAAAAGCAGCUCUGGCAGAGGAGAAGAAGUUCCAGCAGCACAUACUGGGCCAGCAGAAGAAGGAACUGACCAGUUUACUGGAGUCGCAGAAACGCCAGUAUCGCCAACGCAAGGAGCAGCUGAAAGAGGAGCUGAGCGAGAACCAGUCGACUCCGAAGCGUGAGAAGCAGGAGUGGUUGAUCCGUCAGAAGGAGUGUUUGCAGCAGAUGCAGGCGGAGGAGGAGGCCAGCCUGCUCAGGAGGCAGAGGCAGUACUACGAGCUGCAGUGUCGGCAGUACAAGAGGAAGAUGCUGCUGGCUCGCCACAACCUGGAACAGGACCUGCUCAGAGAGGACCUGAACAAGAAGCAGACCCAGAAGGAUCUGGAGUGCGCCAUGCUGCUGCGACACCACGAGUCCACCCAGGAGCUGGAGUUCAGGCAGCUGAGCUCGGUGCAACGAACUCGGGCCGAACUGAUCCGAACACAACACCAGACUGAACUGACCAACCAGAUGGAGUACAACAAGCGUCGCGAACAAGAGCUAAGACAGAAACACGCCAUGGAGGUCCGCCAGCAGCCCAAGAGCCUCAAGUCCAAAGAGCUGCAGAUUAAGCGUCAGUUCCAGGAGACCUGUAAGAUCCAGACUCGUCAGUACAAAGCCCUGAGGAACCACCUGCUGGAGAGCACUCCGAAAUCCGACCACAAAGCCGUCCUCAAACGCCUCAAAGAGGAGCAAACACGUAAGCUGGCCAUCCUGGCCGAGCAGUACGACCACUCCAUCAACGACAUGCUGUCCACACAGGCUGUGAGUAAGCUGCGGCUGGAUGAGACCCAGGAGGCGGAGUACCAGGUGCUGCGGAUGCAGCUGCAGCAGGAGCUGGAGCUGCUGAACGCCUAUCAAAGCAAGAUCAAGAUCCACACCGACACCCAGCACGAACGAGAGGCGAAGGACCUGGAGCAGCGGGUGUCCAUCCGCCGAGCGCUGCUGGAGCAAAGGAUCGAGGAGGAGAUGCUGUCUCUGCAGAACGAGCGUUCAGAGAGAAUCCGGACUCUGCUCGAGCGUCAGGCUCACGAGAUCGAGGCCUUCGACUCGGAGAGCAUGCGGCUCGGCUUCAGCAACAUGGCGCUGACCGGGAUCCCGGCCGAGGCCUUCAACCAGGGCUACCCGACCCCAAGCCCGUCGUCGGGGUCCAGCGGCUGGCCGUCACGGCCCGUCCCCCGCUCGGGCAGCCACUGGAGCCACAGCGUGCAGAACUCAGUGGCGACUCCGUCCUGGCGCAGUCAGAACCACGGCGGAGGAGGCUUCAGCCGCGCCGAGUCCAUCAACUCCCCCCACGGCCUCGGCAGGGACAGCGAGCUGAACAAGAGCGGCAGGGGGCACCCCUCUUCCUCCUCCUCCUCCCACCACCACCACCACCACCAGCAGCACUACCUCCCCCAGCACUACCAACACCACCAGAGCACGCCGCAGCUCUACCGCGACGGCCACGACCGCGAAAGCCGGGAGCGCGACCGGGCCAGGGAGUGGGUGGGAGGAGGGGGCCACUACUCCCAUCACUCCCAGGGCCACCACCACCUCUCCACCCACGCCUCCUCCCAGUCCCUGGCUCUGCUUCCACCGCCACCUCCACCUCCCCCCAUCUCCCUCUCCACCUCCUCUCCUCCCUCCUCUGCCUCCUCCUCAUCAUCGUCACAGGGAGGCUACGGAGGCGGGGGCCUGAGCGUCAGGGGCCCCAGUCUGAUGGCCCUCAGGAACAGCCCCCAGCCUCUGAGGAGGACGGCCUCAGGGGGGCCGGGGGGCAGCGGGGGGAGCGACGGAGGGCUCAGCCGGAGCACGUCGGUCACGUCUCACAUUUCUAACGGCUCUCACCUCUCCUACUCAUGAAACCGCCUGAGUUCUGCUCUCUGAUCCGAUCCGAGAGCGUCGUUCUGCUUCUGUAAAGAAGAGCAACCAACGGGGCUACAAGGAGUUUGAGCUCAAUACAGAGGACAGAAGCAGAACUACACCCACUUCACACAGAGAGGUUAGUUUUAAUUUUGGUGUGAAAAGGCUCCACAGAGCUGGAGCAAAGUAAAAUUGAUCGUUAAAAAAA